Messenger RNA from Pelmatolapia mariae (spotted tilapia), 2880 nucleotides. RefSeq names its product proteasome 26S subunit, non-ATPase 11b (gene psmd11b). The coding region runs from base 10 to 1278 and encodes 422 amino acids. The transcript has 13 exons. Gene Ontology annotation, molecular function: structural molecule activity; protein binding. Gene Ontology annotation, biological process: ubiquitin-dependent protein catabolic process. The record is from RefSeq and is a predicted model, not a curated record. NCBI's taxonomy places the organism in Eukaryota, Metazoa, Chordata, Actinopteri, Cichliformes, Cichlidae. Gene Ontology annotation, cellular component: proteasome regulatory particle, lid subcomplex.
AUAAGGAAGAUGGCGGCUGCAGCGGUGGUUGAGUUUCAGAGAGCUCAGUCUCUCAUUAGCACGGAUCGCAACGCCUCUAUCGACAUCCUACAUUCAAUAGUGAGAAGAGAUGUUCAAGAGAACGAUGAGGAAGCGGUUAGAGUUAAAGAACAAAGCAUCCUGGAGCUGGGCACACUGCUGGCAAAGACGGGACAAGCUGCAGAACUUGGUGGACUCCUGAAAUUUGUGAGGCCUUUCCUGAUGUCCAUCAGUAAGGCCAAGGCGGCUCGGCUCGUCCGCUCUCUGUUAGAUCUAUUCCUUGACAUGGAAGCAGCAACGGGGCAGGAGGUGGAGCUGUGUCUUGAAUGCAUUGAAUGGGCCAAGGCUGAGAAGAGGACCUUCCUACGACAAGCUCUGGAGGCACGACUGAUCUCGCUCUAUUUUGACACCAAAAGAUACCAGGAGGCCUUGGCUCUUGGCUCCCAGCUGCUCCAGGAGCUGAAAAAGAUGGAUGACAAAGCUCUUCUGGUGGAGGUGCAGCUGCUUGAAAGUAAGACAUACCACGCCCUCAGUAACCUGCCCAAGGCCCGCGCAGCCCUCACUUCAGCCAGAACCACCGCCAACGCCAUUUACUGUCCUCCAAAGCUCCAGGCAGCUCUGGACAUGCAGUCAGGGAUCAUCCAUGCAGCAGAGGAGAAAGACUGGAAGACGGCCUACUCCUACUUCUUUGAGGCCUUCGAGGGUUACGACUCAAUCGACAGCCCCAGAGCCAUCACAGCACUCAAAUACAUGCUCCUGUGCAAAAUUGUACUCAACUCGCCAGAGGAGGUACAAGCCCUGAUCAGCGGUAAACUGGCCCUCAGAUACACAGGCAGACAGACAGAAGCAUUGAAAUGUGUAGCCCAGGCCAGCAAGAACAGAUCAUUAGCAGAUUUUGAAAAGGCCCUCACAGAGUACAGAGCAGAGCUGCGGGACGACCCAAUCAUCAACACUCACCUGGCCAAGCUGUACGACAACUUGCUGGAACAAAACCUCAUCCGAGUCAUUGAACCAUUUUCCAGAGUGCAGAUAGAACACAUAUCAGGUCUAAUCAAACUAUCUAAGGGCGAUGUUGAGAGGAAAUUAUCACAAAUGAUUCUGGACAAAAAGUUUCACGGAAUCCUCGACCAAGGUGAAGGUGUUUUGAUCAUAUUUGAAGAACCCCCAGUGGACAAAACAUACGAAGCAGCUUUGGAAACAAUUCAGAACAUGAGCAAAGUCGUGGAUUCGCUUUACAACAAAGCCAAGAAGCUGACAUAGAGCAGAUCACUGCAGCAGUGAGAUGGAGAAACUGUGUGUUUGACCAGCGUGUGCAACAUUUUCAGAGGGGACAAGGGAGAGCAACAGGAAGUCCCACAAACUGCAACAAAACAGGAUCCCCCACCAUCAAACCCUCCCCCCUCUCUACCCCUCCUCCACGGACAAUUUCAUCACUUCUUUUUUUUUUUCUUUUCUUUUUAUUCUUUUUAAUUUUGAUAUCUCUUCAGGAUUCUGUAUAACACUCAGCGGCCAUAUCAGGCCAUCAGGGAAUAUUGUACAACCACAAUAAAAAAAGAUGGAAAGGUUUAAGAAUAUAUAUAUGUUUAUAUCUGCUGUAAGGUUCGGCCUGCCAAGCCUUAAAGCUGACUCCACUGCAACCUCAAAGGUGCAACUUUGACCUCUGUGGCCUCGGGCUCUGCGAGGCUUUCUCCUCCUCCAUAUCUUUCAGAAGCACACUGUUCAGUUUUUUGGAAGGUUGGGAUGCUCCUUGGAGUGCUGAUUUUUAGCCCAAGAGCUCCCUCUAGCUUUUUUUUUUUUUUUCCUCCAUUCUUCGCCAUAUCAAUGCCAACAGUUAGUCCCCUCUGUAUUUCAGAUAUGUAUUAAACACUUUCUUUGUUUUUGGUUUUUGUGUUUUUCUUUUGUUUUUCUUUUUUUCUUUUUCUUUUUUUUAAAAAAAAGGAAAUCAGAUGGUUGCCACGUCUGCCCCUCCUGCUAUUAUAAGUUUCUAGAACGGACAGGAUGCCAUUUCACCACUAGUGCCAUGUUUUCGGCGCUUCUGUUUGCCUCAGUGUUUGGGUGCAAUGAGAUCGCAGGGUAGAGGUGGAGAUCAUCGCCUCUGAGCGUCUGUGAGUUAACCCGGGUGAACAAUUCUCCAUUGUUAGUUCCUAGCACUAGUGUGGUAUGCUAGCAACCAAACAAUUUGUAUGGUUUUGAUUUGGUUUUUGAUUUUUUUUCCUUUUCUCGUUUUGUUUUUCUCUUAUAAAGACAUUUUCGAAAAUAAAUAUUUUGUAUUUUAAGGAUUUUGUCUUGUCUCUUGCAAAAAAGAAGAAAAAAAUGUUGAUAAUUUGGGCAGAUGGAGCUAGUUUGUUAACCACUAAGCUGCAUGAGGUGGUUAGUAGGCUGGUGUUUCAUGUUGCAAAAUUCUCUGACAUGCAUUUAAUGAUGGUAGAGUAUCCCAGAUGAUGUAUACGAUAGCAAAUGUCUUUUUUUUUUUUUUUUUUAAAGAAGAGGUGUUUACAUUAAAAAAAAAAUUAAAAUUACUCCCAAAAUGGAGAUGUUAACACCCUAAGAACGAGACUACACUUUUGUGUGCUGCUCUGUUAGUAACAACUUAACAUCAAAGGGCAUUAAAUCCAUUUUUUCUAAUGGCUUUGAUUUUCAUUUUGCUUUUUUUUUUUUAACUAAAAGUAAUUUGUUUUAUCACAUUGAAUUAACCUUUUCUAUGAUUCUAAGCAAGAUUUAUUUCUUUUCCUCAAAAAACAAGAAGCACAAGUCGUUACUGUAGCUGUCAUGAUAAUUAAGAGUUCCAGAUCAAACACUACAUCAUUAUGAGAAACUUUGGAUCCCCUCGCAGCAUUUCUACAGAUUUUUCUUUUUUUUUUU